AUGUCCAAACCACGAACUCAUCAGGGACAGGUCUCAACUGGAAACGCAAGGUGCGAUACAAUGAUCGUGGCACUCGGUUCGGACAUCAACGUUGAUGGCACAGAAUCCGGUGAGCUUGCCGAGGACCUAUUAUUGAUCGUUACUAUCUUCACGGCAAAAUACAACGGGCUCAGAUCCACCGAGAAUCGAAAACGACAAAGAGAGAUUGAAAACUCGAAAGAUACGGAUAUACCCAAUACCCGAAGAAAGAGAAAAGCUAAGAUAGUGGAUAGGCACCAUAAGGUAAACAUGCAAUAA
Messenger RNA from Racocetra persica, 297 nucleotides. The record is from the annotation of a GenBank genome assembly. NCBI's taxonomy places the organism in Eukaryota, Fungi, Glomeromycota, Glomeromycetes, Diversisporales, Gigasporaceae.